Molecule: messenger RNA, 2319 nt
Organism: Frankliniella occidentalis (western flower thrips)
Lineage: Eukaryota; Metazoa; Arthropoda; Insecta; Thysanoptera; Thripidae
Product: glycosylated lysosomal membrane protein A
Exons: 6
Coding region: 231-1454 (407 amino acids)
Cellular component (GO): lysosome
Source: RefSeq, a predicted model, not a curated record
GAGAAAUAAACCAAACAGUAUUACUGACAUAAACAACUAAAUCAACAAAAAUCCUGUUGUACAAAUAAGAGUACCGAUGUGCCGUUCUCCUUAAAUUAGUGUUUAGUCACUUCUCGCUUCGUCUGUAGUGCCACAUUUUUCAAACUUUGAAGCAUUGGUGUAUGCAUGCUGCUGAGGUCUAGUCAUCGUCAUCGAUGAGUCUUUUCUUGUUUUGACGGGCGUAUCGGUGGAUGACAAUGGCUAGUUAUAAAAUGACCAAUUACUAUUUGAGUCUGUUUUCGUUUAUACCCUUUUUAUUGUGCUUUUGCUGUUCGACUUACCAAGAACGCCAGUUGGUUGCAGAACUUUAUCCUAACAGCACCAAUGUAGAAAUUGUCCAUGUUCGUGCUGUUGGGUCAAAUGACACACUUCACUAUGUUUGGUGUUUUCGCUCCAAACCAACAGUGUUACUAGCUCUAACGUCUCAUGCUUCAAACCUAUCAGUUCUGUGGGAACAGUUCCCCAGCACUGCCAACAGCAUUUCCUUUGAACCUAAACCAAUAUACUCAUUUGGAGUGUCAGUGAAUCAGUUAUAUGAGUUCAAUGAUGUAAAUGACACAGGACUCUUAGAUAUGAAUAACUCUAGUGAAUCAUAUAUUCACACUAUAGACAUGCCUGACACUUGGGAAAUGAAAGACAUUGAGCAAAAUCUUGAUUUUGUACGUCUGGUAAUGGAAGGUUCCUGGAAAAAUAAUGAAUCGUUUGUAAAGCAGGGAACUAUAAGGAUUGAGCUUGAAACCUAUAGAGAACAAGGUCAUGGUUCAGACUUACCCCACUUGAUGCACUCUACAAAUGCUACUCAAUUGGAGUUUAGCAUGCGUAACAUGAUUACUAAUUCUAGUUUCAAGCAGAGUAGGUUUGCAUCUGAACUCAUUUUAGCUGCAAAUGAAAGUGCUAAAAGUAGUGUUUUUCCUACUGCAUACAAAAGUUUUGAUGAUGAACAUACACCAGGAGUUUUUACAUUAGUUGACCUACAAACUACAGCAAGUAGAGAGCAAAACAAAGGUGGUUACAUGCAGUGGCGACCUGUGGCUUAUGUGGCAGAUGAAAGGGACAUAGUAAAUUCUACAGAGACAGCAUUUUAUGAUAUAAAAAAUAUUACAAAUACAUCAUCAAAGUGUGAUGGAACUUUAUUGGCAGCAUACUUUGGUGACAAUCUUAGUAAGAAUCUUUUAAAUGCACUGAAUAUUUCAUUUGGAGCAAAAGACGAUGGUUUCUAUGCUCAAAAUAAUAUGUCAAUCUGGACUAUUACCAUAGGAUAUGGUCAUCCUCCAGAUGAAAACUUCUCACUCUUUCUUAUCUUAAUUAUGAGCUUUGGUUUAGGAUUGCCUACAGUUAUCAUAAUGAUUAGUGGAUUGUAUAUUGCCCUCCGCAGAAUAACAUACCGUAAAGAUGAUUUAUUUCUUAGUGAAUAGAUUGAUUUGAAAGCUUUGUUUGAAAGACUGUGUUUUAAUAUGCGUCAAAGUACCUUUUGGUAGAGAUAUGCACAUUAUCAGCAUUAAGUGGAUCUUUGAUAUUAGCUCCCUAUUUUAUAAUCUCAAUAUUUUUUUCUUUCUUAUUAAAUACUGACAUCAGUUUCCUAUUAAAGUCAUUCUGGCUGUGUUGAAGUGUUUUGUGAUAUGCUAUCGAGAUUGUAAAAGAUUUGUUCAGUGAUGUAUAUUUUUGUGUCUAGUUUGGGUAAACACUGGAGGGAUUUAAAGGAUAAAUGCCAAAGCCAUUGGGGGAAAAAAAACAUCUACGUAUAUAUUUACAGCUCUAUUUUUAUUGGUGAGUUGGACUUUCAUCUGAGGUAAAUUUGGAACAGCAAUGUCAAUUGUUCAUGUGAAGUUUAAGGUCAGGCAUUAUUUCCUAGUUCCUAUAAUGUCCUUGCCAGUGCAAUUUUGUGUUUUAACAAAUCAAAGGCAACAAAUAAAUUUAAAUGAAUUGCUGAAAAUCCUUUUUAGUUUUGUAAGGAGGGUUCUUUCCAAGCCAGUUUCUUGUUAUUUCUGUUGUCAGUGUCCUCUCAUUUUUGUGGCGAGACUUUACUUGCUCAAUGUGGACUUGUCUGCAACUUAUUAAUAUUUUUGUGUAAUGAUUAGUCUUUGAACUAGGUGUAAUCACAGGUCUUAUCGGAACCCUGCAUUUUGUAUCCUGAUCAUACUUGAUGUGUGGUUUUCCUCUUAUACAUUUUAAUCACUUUGACAGUGUAUAAUGCCAAAGGUGCCAUCCAAGUUGGGGAAUUGUGUUUAGAUUAUAAUUAAUUUACUGGAAGUCAAGUAUCAAUGAAGGAAUAUUUUCUUA